Pimephales promelas (fathead minnow) is the source of this 4340-nucleotide messenger RNA. RefSeq names its product STAG2 cohesin complex component a (gene stag2a). Gene Ontology annotation, molecular function: chromatin binding. Gene Ontology annotation, biological process: sister chromatid cohesion. Gene Ontology annotation, cellular component: cohesin complex; chromatin; nucleus. NCBI's taxonomy places the organism in Eukaryota, Metazoa, Chordata, Actinopteri, Cypriniformes, Leuciscidae. The record is from RefSeq and is a predicted model, not a curated record.
GUUUGUGGAAACUAGUGUGUGUGGAUGCGUAAUAAGUGUGUUUUGGGUUCCUCGAGGCUGCAUUUUACUUCUGUCCGCCCACAGUACCAAACUGCCUCUUCCACCUUCGAACCUUUACAGAACUGAGCCUGCAGUUGCACUUGGAUCAUGUCUUAACCGCGGAGCGGAGGUCCGGUUCGGUUCCGUUCGGCGGCGGCUCUGGGCGGGUUUUAUGCAGCUGGACUCACGCUGAGGGAGUGUGGGGACACUUGUAAACUCCAGAAGAGACAGAAGAUGUUGAAAAAAUGAUAGCAGUUCAGGACUUUCAAGCAGACUUCUACCAGGAAGGACACUCUCGGCUCUCUGACACCGAUCUUGAAGAUCUUGAGGGUCGAAAUGGCAAACCUGGAAAAGGGAAGAAGGGGAAGAAGACCCUUGGAGAAAAGUUGAAGGGGUCAGAGGUGAGAGGUCGGGUAAAUGGCCACCAUCAGGAGAAUGAUAUGGAGAAUCUCAGUUUGUUCGAGAUUGUCAAAUUGGGCAAGAGUGCCACACAGUCAGUUGUUGAUGAUUGGAUUGAGUCCUAUAAGACAGACAGAGACUCUGCCCUGCUGGAACUGAUCAACUUCUUCAUCCACUGCUCUGGUUGUAAAGGCGCUGUGAGCUCAGAGAUGUUCCGGCACAUGCAGAAUUCUGAGAUCAUCAGGAAAAUGACGGAAGAGUUUGAUGAGGACAGUGGCGAUUACCCACUAGCGAGUUCAGGUCCUGUGUGGAAGAAGUUUAAAUUAAACUUGUGUGAGUUCAUCGCGGUCCUGGUCCGACAGUGCCAGUACAGCAUCAUCUAUGAUGAGUACAUGAUGGACACGCUCAUCUCUCUCCUCACCGGCCUGUCUGACUCACAGGUCAGAGCGUUCAGACACACCAGCACCCUGGCAGGCAUGAAACUGAUGACCGCUUUGGUGAACGUUGCUCUGAAUUUGAGCAUCAAUUUGGACAACACACAACGACAAUACGAGGCAGAACGCAACAAGAGCGUCGGGAAACGAGCCAAUGAACGCCUGGAGUUCCUGCUGCAGAAACGCAAAGAGCUCCAGGAAAACCAGGAUGAGAUUGAGAACAUGAUGAAUGCCAUUUUUAAAGGAGUGUUCAUCCACAGAUACAGGGAUGUAAUUGCUGAGAUCAGGGUCGUUUGCAUAGAGGAGAUUGGUAUGUGGAUGAAGAUGUACAGUGAUGCUUUUCUAAAUGACAGUUAUCUGAAGUACGUGGGCUGGACCAUGUAUGAUAAGCAAGGUGAGGUCCGUCUGAAGUGUCUUACAGCUCUUCAGGGUUUGUAUUAUAGCAGAGAACUUAACGCCAGACUGGAACUCUUUACAAGCCGCUUUAAGGAUCGGAUUGUGUCCAUGACUCUGGAUAAGGAAUAUGAUGUUGCUGUUCAGGCCAUUAAGCUGCUGACACUAGUUCUGCAAAGUAGUGAUGAGGUCUUGACUGCUGAAGACUGUGAGAGCGUCUAUCACUUAGUCUACUCUGCCCACCGACCGGUUGCUGUGGCAGCAGGGGAGUUUCUCUACAAAAAGUUGUUCAGUCAUCACGGUCCAGAGGAUGAGGGGCGGCCAAGGAGAGGCAGACAGUGUUUGAAUGCUAACCUCAUCAGAACAACUGUCUUGUUCUUCCUGGAAAGUGAGCUCCAUGAGCACGGUGCCUAUCUGGUGGACAGCUUGUGGGACUGUGCGUCAGAGCUCCUGAAGGACUGGGAGAGUAUGAUCAGCCUGUUGCUAGACGAACCGUUCCCUGGAGAGGAAGCUCUCACUGAUGCUCAGGAAACUGCUCUGAUUGAGAUCAUGCUCUGUGCUGUCAGACAGACCUGUGAGUGUCACCCACCCAUCGGACGAGGCUCCGGAAAAAGGGUUCUUACAGCUAAAGAAAAGAAAGCCCAGCUGGAUGAUCGAACAAAGAUCACAGAAACGUUUGCUGUGGCUUUGCCUCUGUUAUUGGCUAAAUAUUCAGUGGACCCAGAGAAGGUCACUAAUCUGUUGCAGUUUCCUCAGUAUUUUGAUUUGGAGAUCUAUACAACCGGUCGACUGGAGAAGCAUCUGGAUGCUCUGCUGCGUCAAGUCCGCGAUGUGGUGGAGAAGCACACAGACACAGAUGUAUUAGAGGCAUGUUCUGUAACAUUCCAUGCACUGUGCAAUGAGGAAUUCACCAUCUAUAACCGUGUAGAUAUCGUCCGCAGCCAGAUGCUCGAUGAACAGAUUGACAAGUUCCACCGCUUGCUGGAGGACGUCCUGCAGGAGGGGGAGGAGCCUGAUGAAGAUGAUGCCUAUCAAGUUUUGUCAACACUCAAAAGAAUCACAGCCUUCCACAAUGCCCAUGACCUUACUAAAUGGGACCUUUUCACCAGCAACUACAAACUUUUGAACUCUGGCCUGCAAAACGGGGAUAUGCCUGAGCAGAUUGUGGCUCAUGCACUCCAGUGCACUCACUAUGUCAUACUCUGGCACUUGGCUAAAGUCUCAGAGGGCAGUGCCAAUAAGGAUGAAAUGGUGCUGUUGCGGAGGCAGGUGAGAGCCUUCUGUCUGAUAUGUCAGAGCUACCUGAACAGCAUCAGUACCACUGUCAAAGAACAGGCCUUCACCAUUCUCUGCGAUUCACUCCUGAUCUUCAGUUAUCAGAUUGUGGCAUCGGGACGGGAAGCUUUAGAACCCCUGGUGUUCAGUCCAGAUGCAUCCUUACAGAGCGAACUAAUCAACUUUAUCCUGGAUCACGUGUUUGUUGACCAGGAUGAGGACAGCAGCGCAGACGAUGAGGCUGGUAAGAUUGAGGCGCUCCACAGACGCAGGAAUUUAUUGGCCGCCUUCUGCAAAUUGAUCAUCUACAAUGUUGUGGACAUGAAGACAGGAGCUGAUGUCUUCAAACAGUACAUGAGAUACUAUAAUGAUUAUGGUGACAUCAUUAAGGAGACCAUGAGUAAGGCACGUCAGAUCGACAAGAUUCAGUGUGCCAAGACUCUGAUCCUCAGCCUGCAGCAGCUGUUUAAUGAGAUGCUGAGUGAUCUAGGCUGUAACUUUGAUCGUUCUGCAUCUGCUUUCUGUGGGAUUAAAGAACUGGCCCGACGCUUCUCGCUCACGUUUGGACUUGAUCAGGUCAAAACAAGAGAGGCGAUUGCAAUGCUCCACAAGGAUGGAAUAGAAUUUGCAUUUAAAGAACCCAGUCCACAGGGAGAAGGCGGCCCUCCUCUCAACCUUCCGUUCCUUGACAUCCUCAGUGAGUUUUCCUCCAAACUACUGAGGCAGGACAAGAAGACUGUGCACCUGUAUCUGGAGCGGUUUAUGACCUUUCAAAUGGCCCUCCAGAGGGACGAUUGCUGGUUGCCUCUCAUCUCCUACCGGAACUCUCUGCAAGCGGGCGCUGAUGAUGAUACACUGUCUGUCAUCAGCGGAAUGAGCAGCAGGAGCUCCGCCCGCAGUCGCAGGAGCAAACCACCUGCUGCCAACAAGAGAAAACUGCCUGAGGAGGAGAGUAGCUGCAGCAGCAGUGAUGUGAGCGCGUGGGUCAACCGAGAGCAGACUGGCCCACACACUCCUGUAAUGAUGUCAUCACCCCACAUUGUCUCCACUGUCCUGCGGGAUGCAAAGAAGCUUCGACCAGAGGAGGGGUACAUGGGAGUUUACAGCAUGAGCAGCGAAACGCAACACACACCCCUGCAGCAGCCGCACCAACACAUGGACUACAAUUCUCAGGUCGCGUGGAUGAUGGCCCAAAAACAGCAGCAGGACAGAGCAAGCCUGCAGUAUGGCAAGAUGAGAGGCCACAUUCAGCACACCAUUCGCCGUGGCAGCGGACUGAUGGAGGAUGAUGAGGAGCCAAUUGUAGAGGAUGUGAUGAUGUCAUCAGAAGAACGACUGGACGACCUUAAUGAGGGCAUGGACUUUGACACCAUGGACAUUGAUUUGCCUCCAUCCAAAAACCGCAGGGAGAGGUCAGAGCUGAAACCAGACUACUUUGACCCUGCCUCCAUAAUGGAUGACUCGGUUCUUAAUGUCUCCAUGUUCUGAGAUGGGUAAAUGAGAGCAUCGCUGACAAGUUUCUCCUCCUCUGAUUUCACUCCAUGGACUAAAUGCACAUGAUGGUGCUGUGUAUCGUUCCCUCCUGAAAACACACCAUAACUUUCCAUCUGUACAUAUAACAGACAAACAUUUACAGCAUGAGAUCAGACUUAUCUAUUCAUGCUUUUUUGUAAUGGAGGUUUAAAAAUAGCUGUUUUUUGUAACUCCUGGAGGAGUUUUGAUUUUUAAGUAAUUUUGUAAAGACAAUCAGUUGUAAAUGACUUUAUAAAGGGUGAUUGAAAUCUAAACUUUAUAACUCAA